This is a messenger RNA of Styela clava, 1324 nucleotides long. RefSeq lists its product as uncharacterized. Gene Ontology annotation, molecular function: RNA polymerase II transcription regulatory region sequence-specific DNA binding; DNA-binding transcription factor activity, RNA polymerase II-specific. The record is from RefSeq and is a predicted model, not a curated record. Gene Ontology annotation, biological process: regulation of transcription by RNA polymerase II. Lineage: Eukaryota; Metazoa; Chordata; Ascidiacea; Stolidobranchia; Styelidae.
GUAAACAUCUUCAUAAAAAAUGCAUGCCCUUGGAUUGGCUUGGGUUUUUCGAUGAAUAAACUGAUGCAACCAAAUACCUUAAAAUAUGUUGAAAUCGAUGGUAUUAGGAAUUUCAAUUUGAAAUUUAAUACAACGAGGAGAUGACUUGCUAAUAUAUAAAUGAAUCCCGUAGAAGAGACUAGCACAGAAGAACACAGGAGAUUUGUGAAAAAUUAUUGUGAAAUGCAUGAAGGGGCGGACUUGAAAACUGUUAACCAAGUUGACAACAAAUCUAACAGCGAAAUGGAACACUCCGAAAACGUUCCAAGUUGUAUGCCUCAGUCUGUUGACUCUGAGGAACUUCACAAGUCGAUUUUAAAUCCAGAUAGACAAGGUUGGGUAUUUCACUCCUCGCCAUCUGCAUACUUGAGCGUUGAAUCCAAAGAUUUCCGGGACAAUUCAUCAAUAUUUCACGGAAUCUGCGGGAGAUCCGGACGGCGCCGAAACCGGACAAGCUUUACGGCAGAACAAUUAUCGCUGCUGGAAGAUAUAUUCACCAAAAAUCAUUAUCCAGAUAUAUUUUGUCGGGAAGAAAUUGCUUCAAAAAUUAGUAUGACUGAGGCACGGAUACAGGUUUGGUUCCAAAACAGAAGAGCCAAAUUCCGGAAACAACAUCGUAACAUGGCAUCACCAAAAUAUGUAGAGUCACUCACCAAAAUUAAAGCAACGCGAUUAUGUGAAGAUGAAGACAAAGAGAGUCAUCGAAUAAUUAAUACCACAAGACCAUCAGCUUCCAGAUAUACUACCGAAGCAAUCAAUUGGCCAAAUAGGAAUAAUGUUAUGCCGCAGACCUUAAGCUUGCCCAAUUAUUUCCCUCCUCCAUUACCUUACAAUACUAUCCAAAGCAUGAAUCUUCAAUCUGCAUAUAAUAGUGGCGCUGUUGCACCGUUACCUAUUCGUCCUUUGGCAAUGACGUCAGAGUGUCAUUCCACACCUUCACGAUCGCUCUUUAAUUUCAACGACUUCACUGCAUAUCUGAGAUAUUUUUAUGCUUCACAAUUCGUCUUGAAAAAUCGAUUUACGCUUGGUGUCAGAGAAUCAGAUCCAGUAACGUCGAACCGUGAAAAUUCUCCCGCUAAAGAGUUUAUCUCGCCGGGUGAAAUAUGAGUAUUCGAAAUAAAACAAUAUAUAUAAAACAAAACAAUACAACAAUAUUUUUAUAUAUAUAGGCUCUCAUAUAUAUACAUAACUCUUGUGUAAAAUAUCAACAGAUAGUUUACCCCUUUGCUCUGAGUUAUUCACGGACGUAAUUCAACUUUUGACACUGUAAAAUGGAUUUCCAAUA